This is a messenger RNA of Xyrauchen texanus (razorback sucker), 615 nucleotides long. RefSeq names its product platelet factor 4-like. Gene Ontology annotation, molecular function: CXCR chemokine receptor binding; chemokine activity. The transcript is spliced from 3 exons. Gene Ontology annotation, biological process: cellular response to lipopolysaccharide; chemokine-mediated signaling pathway; neutrophil chemotaxis. Gene Ontology annotation, cellular component: extracellular region. The coding region runs from base 88 to 387 and encodes 99 amino acids. The record is from RefSeq and is a predicted model, not a curated record. Lineage: Eukaryota; Metazoa; Chordata; Actinopteri; Cypriniformes; Catostomidae.
AAGGCCAUGUACAGUGACCCAAAAUAAAACCAUUUGAUUUUGAGAAGUUUUCUACAGAAGGUAACUCGAGACGCUUCAAACAACACCAUGAACUUUCUCCUAAUGUUCACCUUCGUUGCAGCCAGCAUUCUCCUUUCCAGUGCGAUACAGCCUCUUGGCGCAGGUUACAACAGCCACUGCAUGUGUUUGAAACUAGAGUCAAGGGUAAUCCCAAAGGACAACCUCCGAAGUGUGGAGAUCCUGCCUAAAGGUCCUCACUGCAAAUCUACAGAGGUUAUUGCUGGUUUAUCAAGUGGAGAGAAGAUCUGCCUGAACCCCAGAACAUCAUGGGUUAAAAAACUCAUUCACUUUAUUGAGAAAAAACAACGAGGGAUCAAGAAAGAAUAGAAGACAUUUUUCUGUGUUAUUCUGACUAAUAUAACUUUUCUUCUCACUGAUCACUUGGCACUUUAUUAGUCAUGUAGUGACUAAGGUUAUUAAUGAAUUAUUAUUGGUGUCACUGGCACCACUAAUGUGGUUAACUGACUCUUUUUGGUUCUUGCAAAUAAGUUGUGAUACUCAUUUUUAGAGGCUUCAUCACUGUGUAUUUUGUAUUUUUUUUAAAUAAAUCCUUUG